GAAGCGAAUAAGUGAGCCGACUGGGAAAACAUGGCGGCUUCCUUUUGUUGAUGAGGAUUUACUAAUGCAUUCUUAUAAUGGGGGAUUAAACAAACUCCUUUUAACUCCACAGAAUUCACCGUUUUUUGACAAAUUAACCGAACAAUAUGGAGAAGACCGGAAGCGUUGACAGUUUGGGCUCGAAGCAAUCCUCUUCUCGACAUCCGAGUGUUGAUUCGCUGUCCAGCUCUGAGCGUUCGACCCAGGUGAAACCUCCAUCCAUGAUGUCUGACAGUGCCACCUCAUCCGAGUUUUCCCCAGAGAUUCGGGUCAAGCCUAAAACUACUGCAAAGAAUUUCAGAGACUCUGAUAAAGAGGAACUCCAGUUGCUUCCUAAUGAAGUUGUGCAAGACACGGCGCAAGACGUCACCUAUUUCUGCCCUUUCACCGGUGCACUGUGUGGAAUUGUGACGGUUAGCAACUACAGGCUCUUCUUCAAAUGCACGGGCAGGGAGCCCUCUUUUGUUCUUGAUCUGCCUCUCGGUGUGGUGAGUCGCGUGGAGAAGAUUGGCGGUGCGUCAAGCCGUGGUGAUGUGUCUUAUGGGCUAGUCUGCAAGGAUAUGCGUAAUCUGCGAUUUGCACACAAGCAAAUGGAUGACACCCUCAAAAAGUCCAUUUUUGAAGUGUUGAUGAAAUUUGCGUUUCCCGUCUCUAACGGACUGCAAAUAUUUGCCUUUGAGUAUGGACAAGUUUUUCCUGAGAAUGGAUGGAAGGUGUAUGACGCAAUCUCUGAAUAUAAAAGACAGGGCAUCCCUAAUGAAAGUUGGAGGAUUACGAAGGUUAACGAUCACUACGAACUGUGCGACACUUACCCGUCAACGAUGGCCGUGCCGGUCAACAUUCCGGACGAGGAGCUAAAGAGAGUCGCGGCCUUCCGGGCAAAGGGAAGGAUACCUGUGCUCUCCUGGAUCCACCCCGAGAGUCAGGCGACCGUGACACGUUGCAGUCAGCCAAUGGUCGGGGUCAACGGGAAGCGAAGCAAAGAGGAUGAAAAAUACCUGCAGGCAAUCAUGGACGCCAACGCUCAGUCGCAUAAACUGUUCAUUUUCGACGCUAGACCCAGCGUCAACGCGGCUGCUAACAAGAUGAAAGGUGGCGGAUACGAAAGCGAGGACGCGUAUCAAAACGCAGAGUUGGUCUUCUUGGAUAUUCACAAUAUCCAUGUGAUGAGGGAGUCACUCCGGAAACUGAAGGAUAUUGUCUACCCCAACAUUGAGGAUUCUCACUGGCUUUCCAAUCUGGAGUCCACUCACUGGCUUGAGCACAUCAAGUUGAUCCUGGCGGGAGCCCUGCGUAUCGCGGACAAGGUCGAGUCAGGCAAAACCUCCGUGGUAGUGCACUGCAGCGACGGCUGGGACCGCACGGCGCAGCUCACCUCACUGGCCAUGCUUAUGCUGGACGGUUACUACCGCACCAUUCGUGGCUUCCAAGUCUUGCUGGAGAAAGAAUGGCUGAGCUUCGGGCACCGCUUUCAGUUGCGCGUCGGCCACGGUGAUAAGAAUCAUACUGAUGCAGAUCGCUCACCUGUUUUCAUUCAGUUUGUCGACUGUGUCUGGCAGUUGACACGCCAGUUCCCUGCAGCGUUUGAGUUCAAUGAAUACUUCCUGGUGACCAUCUUGGACCAUCUUUACAGCUGCUUGUUUGGGACAUUUCUAUGUAACAGCGAACAACAGAGGCUCAAAGAAGAGAUUCCAAAGAGGACUGUAUCCUUGUGGUCCUACAUUAACAGCCAGCUUGAGGAGUUCACCAAUCCAUUGUAUGUGAACUUCUCCAACCAUGUGCUAUUCCCUGUAGUUAGCUUACGCCACCUGGAGCUUUGGGUGGGCUACUACAUACGUUGGAACCCUCGCAUGAGGCCUCAGGAACCUGUUCAUCAGCGACACAAGGAACUGCUAGCGAAACGUGCCGAGCUGCAGAAGAGGGUAGACGAACUGCAGCGAGAGGUGACCAAUCGCUCGGCGUCGUCUUCCUCGGAACGAGCGGGCUCCCCGACGCGGUCCAUCACCCCAGUACAGACAUUUGUUUGACGACACCAUAGUAACACUCCACCUUCUUGCCUGUUUGAGUUUGACGUUCUUUUCCAAUUGGACUUGCAAGGAACCUGUAAAACUUGCCUGCUAAUCUCUUAGUUAAGCAAAGCGUACUUCCAAUGGACUUGUCAAUCAUAAAGUACUAAAAUGUUACCCUGGUAAGAUAUUAAUGCCCUAUACACUACACAAGUUAGCUUUCUGAAAAUCUGCUUAAGCUAAUGUAAAGGCAUGCUUUAGCUAAUGGGUAAUUUGACUGAAAAGUGGAGCUCAGAAUUUUUGACAUCAGGCUUAAUCUUCGAGUUAGUGGGGUUUAACUAGUCUGUGGAGUUGAUUUCAACAAAUUCCGUGUAGUUUGUUAUUUUCAGGGCUCUGGAGUGGUGAAGCUAGCGCAAGUCAAUUGGGCCGACUUAGCAUGCCAAUAAAGAACAACAUAUGCACAUAUAAGAUGAAGACAUUUUUGAGAUAACUAAAAUAUGACUAAGACUUAUCAGUAUUAUCGUCCAAAAGACUAACACGAAAAUAAAAAGGGCCGCCAAAAACAACACUGGCUGGAGGUCAAAAUGUCUUUUGAUGGCCAAAAUAAAACCGACUUACCGCGAUCAGCCAUCUUUGCUGUUUACAUUCGCUUGGAACACUGAGGUCGCAACUGGUACCGUCCGAGCGGGAUAAGUCCGACUUCCCACACUUCCCUCGAAUGCGGCGUGAGCAGGAGUGGCCGAAGCACUCCUCUCUAUUGUGGUCGUGUUACGCAUGUUAAAAAAAUAGUCCUGCAUAAUGAAAUGAAUUACAACACAUUGGUGUGACACUGUUUUGGUCGUGUGGGUGUUUUAGAACAAGGAUCUGCAGUUUGAAUUUAUUUGACUAAGUUGGAUCUGUUCGUAGAUCUUUAUCGUUUUUAAUGGCAUGCUGAGUUGGCCCCAUUGACACGUGCUAGCUUAGCCACUCCGGAGCCCUGAAACUAGGAAAUAACUUUCAAGCUGCAUGGAAUUUGUUGAAAUCAACUCUAACAACUAAUUAAACCCCACUAACUCUACGAUUACGCCUAAUGUAAAAAAUUCUGAACUGCCAUUUUAAUUCCACUUUUGCGUUAUGAACGUAGACGUUCAUACGUGUAUGACAUUUAACUUAAGGCAUUCCUUGAGUUGACAUUUCAACAUUAUAUCUGACCAAAUAUACACGUACAAUUGUUCACGCGCUGUUUUUUUAAAAAAUUAAUUUUUUAAUCUAAAUUUACUCCAGACUUCAUAAUGAUAUUGGCGGGGCUUGCAUUGUUACAGUCAAACAACCUUUUUUCGUUGAAAAUUCUUGUGAAUAAAUGCUUAAAUCCCCGAUUUCUUUAUAGAUAUGGACCCAAAACAGUCUCAACUCUUGGUUAAAAGCGAAAAAAACAUGCAGUAAGCAUUUAUUUUACAUAAAUACUAGUAUGUCGAAGUACGAUGCUAGUCUGUUAGUCAAUGUGGCGGCCGCCUUAUGUAAACAGAGCUUUUCCGGUGAAACUUCUUGUGAAUAAAUGCUUAAAUCCCCAAAUUCUUUAUAGAUAUGGACACAAAACAGUCUCAAAUCUUGGUUAAAAGCGAAAGAACAAAAACAUGCAUUUAGCAUUUAUUUUACAUAAAUAUGUCGAAGUACGAUGCUAGUCUGUUAGUCAAUGUGGCGGCCGCCUUAUGUAAGCUUUUCUGGUGAAAAUACUUGUGAAUAAGUGCUUAAAUCCCUGAAUUCUUUAUAGAUAUGGACGUAAAACAGUCUCGAUUCUUUGUUAAAAGAGCAAAAAACCGGGCAGUUAGCAUUUAUUUUCCGUAAAUAUGUCGAAGAAUGAUGCUAGUCUGUUAGUCAAUGUGGCGGCAGCCUUACAAAAAAGAGCUUUUUACAUUGAAAAUUGUUGUGAAAAAAACGAAAAAUAUAAUAAUUACCUUGAACCCACGAACGAAUCACUCCUGAGACAAUCCUUCCUGUUUGUAUGCGGUACAGCUUUUGUACUUUUUCAACCUAAAUCCGGCGUUGGAUCGCUGCAUGUGUCGCUGCGAAUAACUGCAGCGGAUUGUGGGAUAGCCCCCUACUUGAAGGCGUGGCGCACUGUAGGUUGAAUCUGACCCGUCAAUAUCAUAACAAGUCUAUGAUUUACUUAGAAUUUGUAAUUUGAAGAUGUGAGCUUUUCAAUUCAGAUGCCAGAGUAACCAGGAGCGCUAAUAAUCUCCGGUAACAUGCCUUAAUUAUGCUGUGCCUUUACUUUCUCCCUAAAUUAAAAAACUGACAUUCACAGUAAAAAGAUAGUAAAGCAAGGCAAAUAUACAAAUUUAUUUAUUCGCAAGUCACAUCUGUAUAAUACAAUCACAAAUGACCACAAAGUAUUUAAAAAGUUAAGCAUGUCACUGAUAAGAUUGCACUUUUUUUAAUACUGUUGGAUUUUAGGCCUUGGUUACCCUUUUAACAAAUUAGUUCUCCUUUUGUAUUAUUGUUUAAUAAUGUAGCAACAUCUUAAAGGGCUUGUAGUUGGCUGAAAUGCUUUAAGCAUAAACACCAAGCUUGUUAACAAAGUUUUCACUGUAAAUGUACAUUUUUAAUUGUAUUAAAAUUAUCAAAAAAAAGAGAGGUUUAAGUGAAGUGAGAGUAAAAAGCAUGUUCAAAAUGAUGAUCAUUUGUUUUCUUGUUCUUCUCUAUGAAACCAUAUUCACUAAUUGUAUGAUAUUGUUGUGGUCUGUCAAAGUCAUUAUAUUUAGAGUGAUCUUUUGCGAAGAUGUUAUUGUUGAGAGGACUUUGAACCAUAGGCGGAGUUUGAAAUCUGUGGCGUGGGGGCAAAACAUAUUUAUUGAUGGCACUGAAACAGUGUUUAUAAUCACAACCGUACAAUUAACGUUUUUAGUAAGGUUGUUCCGAUCGUGUUUUUUUGCUCCCUACCCGAUCCCGAUCGUUUUAGUUUGAGUAUCUGCCGAUCCCGAUAUUUCCCGAUCGGAUUGCUUUUUUUUUUUUUUUGCUCCCGAUUCAAUUCCAAUCAUUCCCGAUACUUUUUCCCGAUCUUAUACAUUUUGGCAAUGCAUUAAGAAAAAAAUGAAUAAAACUCGGACGAAUAUAUACAUUCAACAUAUAGUGCAUAAGUACUGUAUUUGUUUAUUAUGACAAUAAAUCCUCAAGAUGGCAUUUACAUCAUUAACAUUGUUUCUGUGAGAGGGAUCCACGGAUAGAAAGACUUGUAAUUCUUUAAGGAUAAAUGUGACUUUGUAUAUUGUGACUAAAUAUUCCCAUCUAGUGUAUUUGUUGAGCUUUCAGUAAAUGAUACUGUAGCCAUUUAACUGUUCUGCCCAAAUGCAUGAUGGGAAGUGCAACCAUGACUGCGUAGUGGCACCAAUUGAUAUAUCUUCUCUGCGUUGGGAAACUACCUUGAUUCCCCACAUUGCUUCCCACGAUAUUUCUAAUUGAUGAAAGAGGGAUUGUAAGGCUUUAGCCAAUUAAAAAAAGGCUCCAAAGACUGCCAAAAUUCACUCUACUCAUAUUACGCUGCCUUUUAGCUCUACAUAUAGGUAAAAAGGCGCCAUUAUAGAUUGAACGCGACAACGCGUGAGUAGGACGUGCAGCGCAUGCGUUAAUUGCGUUAAAUAUUUUAACGUGAUUAAUUUUUUAAAAAUUAAUUACCGCCGUUAACGCAAUAAAUUUGAUAGCCCUACUUUAAGACAAAACUAAAGACUGGAUGAGUGUAAGACAUUUUGUCUGUAACGUUAAAUACAAUUAGAAAACGAUUUAAUAAAAAAAUAUAUAUAUAUAUAUUUAAAAAAGGCAUGUCCGAUAUUUUUUUGCCGAUUCCGAUACUUUGAAAAUGACGUGAUCGGACCCGAUCAGUCGGCAUCUUUAGUUUUUAGUGGGGCAAACUGAAACUCCGCUCAUCAUUUUGGUGGUGCUUUCUUCCGUUUCAUGAUCCAAAUCCUUAAUCCCUGGUUCUCGCUCAGUUGCUGUCACUUUUGAAAGCUUAGGUUUGAAAAAAUUACGUAUAUCCAUCUUGCCCCUUCUGCCUCAGGUGAGUAAGGUGCUGGUCACAUGAUCAGUUCGAAAAAUAUUUGACCCACUAUGUAAGAAAUUGUUCAUUCAUUUUUAAAAAAAUUUUCUUAUUGCUUUUAUACUUUCAUAGAGAACAUUUUACCGGCAAAGUCUUAAUUUUAAAUUCAGAAACA
Molecule: messenger RNA, 6229 nt
Organism: Corythoichthys intestinalis (scribbled pipefish)
Lineage: Eukaryota; Metazoa; Chordata; Actinopteri; Syngnathiformes; Syngnathidae
Gene: mtmr2
Product: myotubularin related protein 2
Exons: 16
Coding region: 147-2066 (639 amino acids)
Biological process (GO): phosphatidylinositol dephosphorylation
Cellular component (GO): cytoplasm; membrane
Molecular function (GO): phosphatidylinositol-3-phosphate phosphatase activity; phosphatidylinositol-3,5-bisphosphate 3-phosphatase activity
Source: RefSeq, a predicted model, not a curated record